AUGGGCUGCCCUGCCCCUCUGCACGGCUUUGCUGCCGGGGUCCGGCCGGUCAAGUGGGAGGCCUAUGUGGAGUACCUGAAGAGCAUCAGCUUCAUUUCCCAGGCUUUGCUGGAAGAGGCAGCCACUGCAAAAGAUGGCGGUGACGUGGUGAUGCCCGACACAGCCAAGAUGCUGAAAGUGGCGGAGCAGUGUCUGGAGAGAGCCAAGAGCAGCAUUGCCAAACUGGGACGGGUGAAGGUGAAACUGUCAACCGAGAGGAGUCCGGGCCCUGCUCCUGUCUGCCGGCACCGCAGGGUGUUCUCAGACGAAGGGGGGAAACUGUCCCCUUUCCUGCCCCCUGAGAUGUUCCAGAAGCUACAGACAACUGAAGUGCGGAGUAUGAAAAAGGAGCUCACCCCCUUGGAGGAGGCAUCGCUGCAGAACCAGAAGCUGAAGGCUGCCUACGAGGCCCGGCUGGCAAGGCUGAACCCCAGCCAGGCCUUGCAAAAGACCUCUCUGACCCUUUCCCUGCAGCGCCAGAUGAUGGAGAACUUGGUGAUCGCCAAAGCCCGGGAGGAGACGCUGCAGAGGAAGAUGGAGGAGCGCCGGCUGAGGCUGCAGGAAGCCGCCAACAGGAGGUUUUCCAGCAAUGCGGUGCUGACCCCAGAAGAGCAGGAGCAGCGGGCCAUCUACGCUGCCAUCCUGGAGUACGAGCAGGACCACGAGUGGCCGAGGCUCUGGAAGGUCCAGCUGAAGAAGAACCCCAACGAUCUGCUGCUGGUGCCCAAACUCAUCUCCCAUCUUCUCAGCUUUGCCGAUCACCCCAUCUGCCAGCUGCUGAAGAAACUGCAGUGCUCCGUCUACAACCGCAUCUACCCGCUGGUGAGCCGGAGUGCGGCAGACCGGAGAGUUCCCGGGAAGGUCACCCGGGGGCGGUCCCUCUCCUCCUCGCUGGAUGCCGAGGCGUUCCUGGCGCCGGCCCCCGAGGGCCCGAGGCUGCGGUCUUCCCAGAGCCUGCACUCCAUGUUCUCCGUCCAGGAAAACAACAAGCUGAACCUCCGGCACAGCCUCUCCAGCACCCCCCUCAUCGAGGACCAGAGCCCGAGCCUGCCCCCCCCGCUGGGGCCCGGCCUCCCCCGGGAAGAGCCGGCCUCCCCCCUGGCCGACCGGGAGAGCUCCUUCGAAGACCUGGAGCAGUUCUUGGCCACUCCACCCGAGGCGUGGCCCUCAGGCGCCCAGGCCCCAGCGGGGCGGAAGGCGUGCCAGCAGGAGCAGCUGAAGGCCGUGGUGAAGGACAUCCACAACGCCAUCGAUAGACUGCUUUCCCUGACUCUGCUGGCCUUUGAGGGCCUCAACACGGCUGCCGCCAAGGACCAGUGUGUGGCCCGCCUCGAAGAAGCCUUCUUUGCUCCCCUCUGGACCCCGCUCCUGGCCGUGUACAGGAACGUCUACAAAACCCGGGAGGUGGCCCUUGCCAGGAGCAUGGAGCUCUACAGGAACACCAUCCCCUCCGAAAUGGGCAUCUCGGCCAAGCUCCUCCCCCAGGGCAGUUUGCCCCGGGGGAUUGGGUCCUACCCUUACUGCGCCGCCGUGCAGGAGCUGAUGUUGAUCCCCCUGGGGACCUGUCCUCAGAAAAAGCUGGAUUGCAUUGUGCGGGCCUUGCGCGUCAUCUGUGAAUGUGCAGAAGAAUACUGGGGCAGCCGAGAAGGCAAGGCCCAACCAGCCUCAGCGGCCAUCGGAGCCGACGACCUGCUUCCCAUCCUGUCUUACGUGGUGCUGAAGAGCAACCUGCCCCAGCUGGUGUCGGAGUGCGCCGCCUUGGAGGAGUUCAUCCAUGAAGGGUACCUGAUUGGUGAGGAAGGCUACUGCUUGACCUCUCUGCAGAGCGCCCUCUCCUACGUGGAAUCCCUGCACGGGCUGGCCCUCGGCAAGUAGCCAAGCCCCUCCCUCCCUCCCACGCGCCCUUGUCGCCAAAGCACCUUUUUCUGUCUCGGCCCACUUCUGCCUCUGUGCUCCUCGCCCCCACGUGAGUCGCAAGGGCUGCUGGCGGCCCUUAUUGUAACCCCCCCACACACACACCCCCAGACUCAACUGACAGCCUCCCCUCCCCCAGAUCCUGUGCACUACUUGAGGAGUGGUCCUGCACACUCUGUGCUGACUCAGAUGCGACGAGGAGCGUCUUCCUGGAAGAGGGGAGACGGGGGGGGGGCGGCCCUCCCUUGGCUUCAAGAGCUGCUUUACCUGAGCCUGGGACUGCUGCUGAUUUGUUGCUUCCUGUUACUGCUGCACCAGCGAGCGGGAGGGGAGGCGGGACGCUUGUCUGCUUGUCCCCCUUGACUUGACCAAGGGGAACCUGCAGUGUUCACCCCAAACCCAAAACCUCCAUGCCUCACUUGCUCCCACGUGCAUGGCCCACUCCCCCCGUACGCAUAGGAAGAAUCAUCAAGGGCUUUGGGUGGUGGGGGCAGUCGCCCCCCCAGCCCUCCUGCUGCCAUCCACUGGGGCCCCUGUGGAGCAGUGGUCCUGACACGGGGAGUCGUCCGUGGGAAUCCUAGAGCUAGAUGGGAGACGGCUGGUUCAGCCGGCAACACUUUUAUUUAUUUAUUGGCUUUCUUGGUCCCCCCCACACCUUUUCUUCCCCGUGGGGACCCAACGGUCUCCGCUCCUCCUGUGAGGUAGGUUAGGCAAAGUGUCUGGGACUGGCCCAAGGUCACCCGGCAAGCUGCCCCGGCAGUGUGGGGCUCUGAAGUGGACCGUCACGGAUCCGCAUCUGACACCAUAACCGCUGCACCGCGCUGGCUCUCCCAACUGUGUGGAUGAGGGGGAAAAUGUACAGACACUAACCCGAGGCAGGGCGUGCUGCUCUCUGUUCAGCCGCUCUGAAACUCUGGACCGGCUACAGCUGCUGCUUGGUCAACAACUGCUGAAGAUGGUGACUGGAUUUGCGGUGGUU
Molecule: messenger RNA, 2932 nt
Organism: Gekko japonicus
Lineage: Eukaryota; Metazoa; Chordata; Lepidosauria; Squamata; Gekkonidae
Gene: VPS9D1
Product: VPS9 domain containing 1
Exons: 15
Coding region: 1-1914 (637 amino acids)
Biological process (GO): vesicle-mediated transport
Cellular component (GO): cytosol; endocytic vesicle
Molecular function (GO): guanyl-nucleotide exchange factor activity; small GTPase binding
Source: RefSeq, a predicted model, not a curated record